UAAAGGGAAAGUUGUUUUUACCUGUUCGAAAAUUGAUGUCGGUUAUCUCUUUAAUUUGAAUAGCAGAGUUGUGUAUUUGUAAUGUGACCAUUGCAAUCCGUUGCAUUUUAAAUGCAAAAUAAGCUGCUUGCUGCUGAAGUCUUCACCCGAGGCUGUGUGGAUGGGCAUCACUGGAGAUAAGAAUGUCAAAACUUUCUCUUGGAAGGAAGGUAUCCUCCAAUAAACUAAGUAGCUGGGUGGAGCCAUCCUUUGGUGACCUGUUCAGUGGCUCCGAUUUGAACUCCUUCCACUUGAAAAAGGGUGCAAGCUCUGGAGAGACUAAGAGCAAAUCGCGGCCUUCCGCUGCUGAUGGCAACAGCCAGCGGCCUUCAAAGAGGAGAGCCAUUUGUCAGGCCUCGGAGCCCCAGUGUCCCUCUGGUAGAGACUUAAGUCAGGGGGGUCAGGAUGAGCCCUGGGUGGACAAGCACUCCCCGACAUCACAGGCAGAAUUGGCCGUGCACAAAAAGAAGAUCGAGGAGGUUGAGAACUGGCUGAAGUCACACUUGGACCACAAGUCAGAGAACAAGGGUGGUGCCGUACUCUUACUGACUGGUCCCUCGGGAUGUGGAAAGACCGCUACUAUUCAGGUCCUGGCCCAAGAACUGGGCUGUCGUGUUCAGGAGUGGUACAAUCCCACCACUGUCUCAGAGUUCAGGACCGAAGACUCCUUCAAAGAGACCGUUGACCCUGAGUCACGGUUCAACGGUUUCCACGGUGUCUCGCAGACAGCGGCUUUCCAGGAGUUCCUGCUCAGGGCCAAUAAGUACAGCCGCCUGCAGAUGAUUGGCGAGAGCGGGACCCUGGACAGGAAGGUCAUCCUGGUCGAGGAUCUCCCAAACCAGUUCUACAGACAGCCAGCAUCCCUGCAUGGCAUUCUGAGGAGGUUUGUAACGACAGGCAGGUGUCCUCUGGUCUUCAUCAUCUCCGACAGCCUCAGUGGAGACAGCAGCUCCAGACGGCUCUUUCCCAGGGAUGUGCAGGAAGAGCUGGGCGUCUGCAACAUAAGUUUUAACCCCGUGGCUCCCACCAGCAUGAUGAAGGUGCUGAGUCGGAUCGUGGCCCAGGAAGCAGGCAAGAGUGGAGGCAGGGUGUCAGUGCCUGACAAGGCCGUAUUGGACCUCCUCUGCACCGGGAGCUCUGGUGACAUCCGCAGCGCGAUCAACAGCCUGCAGUUCUCCUCUCUCACAGACUUCUCACUGGAGGGCAGCCUGUGGGCUCCAAAGAAAGGGAAGGCAUUGUCCUCCAAAGGCCUCUCCAAACCCAGAGGCAAGGGCAAGUCCUCCAAAGGCUCGGACAGACGGGACUCUGACCAGGCCAUCGGGGGCAAGGACGCGUCCCUCUUCUUGUUCAGGGCGCUGGGGAAGAUUCUCUAUUGCAAACGAGAGAAUGACACUGAUGCAAAAGGGCCCAGUCUACCUGCACAUCUAUCAGAACAUCAAAGAGACACCCUGCUGGUGGACCCGGAGCUGGUGGUGGAGAAGUCCCACAUGUCUGGCGAGCUCUUCAACCUGUACCUGCAGCAGAACUACCUAGACUUUUUCUCUGACAUGGAUGAUGUGGCACGGGCCAGCGAGUACCUGUCCGAUUCUGACUUCCUCACAGCAGACUGGAGCUCUCGCUCCACCAUGAGGGAGUAUGGUUCUUCCGUGGCCACCAGGGGGCUGAUUCACUCCAACUCGUCCCGGGCAAGAGCUGACAGCCAGGGCUCCAUAGGCUUCAGACCUCUGCACAAGCCUCACUGGCUGUUGGUCGAUAAGAAGUACCGGGAGAACUGCCAGGCUGCCCAGUCCCUGUUCAACAGCUAUUGCCUCACACCGCUGAGCCUUCACACAGAGCUGCUGCCAUACCUCGCCCAGCUCACCAACCCCAUGAGGAACCAAGCUCAGAUUGCUUUCAUUCAGGACGUGGGACGCCUUCCUCUCAGGAGAUAUCCUGGCAGAUUGAAGCUUGAAGCACUGACUGACAGAGACCCGGGGAUGCUGGACAUUGACAGCGAGGAGGAGGAAGAGCCGGCCGUCCCGCCUCUCGCGCCCAUCGUUUCCUCCAGCUCCGGGCCGGGGGAGCCAGACGGCUCCGACGACUCUGCCCUGGCCGGUAGCCAGGGCGCAGCGGGUGACCUGCCAGCCAGCCAGCCUCAGCCCACCACCUCCCAAGCCCUGCUGGAGAGCGAGGAGUUUGUCAUCGAGGAGUACGACAGCGACUAACUGACUGACAGUGCCUUCUGAAAAAAAGCCAAGCACAAAGACUCUGCCAUUUCCACUUCCCCCAGCAUUGAUGUUACACAUAGCCAUUUCCCAAGUUGUGAUUGUUAGCAAUAUUAUUUUGGUGGAUUGGGGGGGGUGUUUGAUAAUUAUUACUUAGAUGCUCCUGUGAAGGCACACAUUUUGUAAGGCAACAAAAAACUGUGAAUCCCUGUAGUUGAUGCAGAACGAGGUGUGUCUCUAGGGUAGUUGGCUGCCUGUCAACAUAGACUCGGGGGGGAAUAUUUCUAGGUUUGCAAAUACAGUAUUUAUGUUUGUUCUCUGUGCUUCUGCCA
Molecule: messenger RNA, 2575 nt
Organism: Megalops cyprinoides (Indo-Pacific tarpon)
Lineage: Eukaryota; Metazoa; Chordata; Actinopteri; Elopiformes; Megalopidae
Gene: rad17
Product: RAD17 checkpoint clamp loader component
Exons: 17
Coding region: 183-2243 (686 amino acids)
Biological process (GO): DNA repair; DNA damage checkpoint signaling; mitotic DNA replication checkpoint signaling
Cellular component (GO): nucleus; Rad17 RFC-like complex
Molecular function (GO): ATP hydrolysis activity; chromatin binding; DNA clamp loader activity
Source: RefSeq, a predicted model, not a curated record